GGUGAGCUGGCUAGUUUUCCUGUUUCCGGUGUUCACUGAACAGUAUGGCGGGGAUGAGCGGUGCUGGGGAAACGAUGGAGAAUUGGCCUGAAAUAGAGAAAGCCGCAUCAGAGAAGAGACGCGAACUUGUGCUACAGGGUCCAAACAUCGAUAGGAAAAUCCAAACGGGCGGACUGAAUCCCAACAUAUACUCGCUAAGGCUCUUGAAUUACCUUGAAAUUAGCCAGUGCCCGAGUCUGGUAGAAAUUCACCAAGGCAUUGAAGACCUGACGCAUCUCCAGAGUUUGAUUCUCUGCAGAAAUAAGAUCUCGACAAUUCCUAAAGCCGUUGGCAGUCUGAAGUCCCUGAAGGUUUUGGAUGUUUCUGUGAACGAACUGGAGGCUUUACCAGACGAGUUAUCCCAGCUCGGCGAACUCAACACACUAAACGUCAGCUGCAAUAAGAUCAGAUGCCUUCCAGACGGACUGAGCAGGUGCACGAAGCUGUCCACCAUCAAUAUAUCCAAAAACAACAUUACUCGCUUCCCUGAAGACAUUUACUCAACUCAUCUGGAACUCCUUAGCACAAUUGUUGCAUCGGAGAAUUCAAUCGAAGAAUUGAGUGGGGAUAUCAGUUAUCUGUCAGCACUUAAGAAUUUGGACCUCUCCAACAACAAACUAACUGAUAUCCCGUUUGACCUCGCCGACUGCGCCAAGCUGAAAGAGAUCAACUUUAAGGGAAACAAACUGAAAGACAAGCGUCUGGAAAAGAUGGUGAACGGUUGCCAAACUAAAUCCAUUCUAGACUACCUGCGGGCCGGCGGCAGAGGUAAGGGAAAGGGUAACCAGCACAACGAGAGUGAGAAGGAAAGUAGCAAGGAGAAAGACAAAAAGAAAAGGACCGACAAGCGACAGAAAAAUAAAAAAGAUGAGGACGAGGUAGAUGAGAUUAACCGAAUGGUCGUGAAGGUUCUUCAUGUCACUGACAGCGAGACAGCAUUCACGGUGAAAGUUGCCGCCCAAGUGAAGGACGUCCGGCCCUACAUCGUCUGCUGUGUUGUGAAAGGCAUGAACUUGAAGCCGGGAAAUGCGCUUAAGAGGUUUCUCACGGCACAGAUCAAACUCCACGAUGACAUGUGCGGGAAAAGAACACUGGCAACGAUUGCAACUCAUGACCUGCAGUUGCUUCACUGGCCACUGUUGUAUGAUGCCAGACCCCCUAAAUUGCUGAAGAUUGUCCCGCUGAGCCGUAAAGAGACCAGCGCGGCGGACCUGCUAAGACAGCUCCAGUUUGAAGCGGAGGAGCAGAGGAAGCAGAAGAAACGACAGAACGUGUCAGGCCUCCACAAAUACCUGCAGAUUCUCGACGGGAAAGAAAACUACCCCUGUGUGGUUGAUGCGCAGGAUCAAGUAAUUUCAUUUCCACCAAUCACCAACAGUGAGAAAACAAAGAUGAGGAAAUCCACUGCGGAGCUGUUUGUGGAGGUCACCAGCUCCUCCAGUCUGCAGAUUUGUAAGGAUGUUAUGGAUGCUCUGAUUGUGAAAAUGGCCGAGCUGAACAAAUUCACCUUCGACCACAAAGAGGAGGUGCAUUCAGAUGGGGAGUCGGACCUGGCUAGCGUUGCGGAACCGGCACCGAGUGAAAUGACCUCAUCGGAACUUGUCGUGCAGCAGGUCCGGGUCGUGGACCCGGAUGGGAACCUCAAGGUUGUGUAUCCGUCUAAAACGGACCUCACUUCAGAGGUGACGAACCUGGCCGUCAUCCGCUAGUCCCGUCCCAAAUGCAAACCAGUGCACUCGUAAUUUUGAGAAAUUGGGAAAUACUUGUAAAUGUAAUGCAUAAAUGUGGCCCUCUCUCUGUUCUUUAUUCCUUUGGUCACAUUGAUUUGACAUCCUACCUAUUUGUAGGUAUGUACACCUAUUAGACUGUUCGAACUGAAACGCCAAACAUUUCGAUUUCAUGUUAUUCAGUGUCUGUUGGCGAUCUGGGGAGAACGCUGACCUACUGUCCCCUGUAUUCAGCAAGUAUAAAGUGGAAUGGCACUACGGAGGGAUCUUAAAUUUAGAAAAAACGAUUAUCGGAUUCCAAAUCCAUUUGUAGUUUACCUAUGUGCUCUUAACCAUCAUUUCAUUUUUGCGUUUAAAGACGUGACCUCAGUAUUUGGUAAUUUCACUGCUAAUGCUAGUCUACUUAUGCCAAACAUGUACAGCUGAUGGAGGGUGCAAAUGUAUUUGAUGUCUGAUCUGAAGUGAUUGUACACAUUUUUUGGGACACAUAUUAAAUAUCUAUGUCACUGUAAGGCAAGGUUCUGUCUGUGUUCAUAUUUUGUCAGGAACGUUUACUGUGCACCUGUUACAGACUGUCACCAUAUGUUUUCAGUUGAUUGCCAUGUCCUGGGUCAAUGGUGUGUCUGAUAGAAUUAUUAUAAUGUCCAUUAUCUCCAUUUUAAUAGGAAAACUGAUAUUUUCCAAGUUACCAAUGCCUUUUGCUUACCUGAUGUCUUAUGGAUGGAUUUUUCUUUUUAUUUGAAUCCAUGAAUCUUCCAUUUUCUCAAUAUUCAGUCUGUUUUUGGAACUAUACAGAAGAAUGCGAUUCUUACCCAUGAAAGAAAUAAAUUAUUUCUGUGGAAUAAUUUGUAUAA
Messenger RNA from Conger conger (European conger), 2620 nucleotides. RefSeq names its product leucine rich repeat containing 47 (gene lrrc47). Gene Ontology annotation, biological process: phenylalanyl-tRNA aminoacylation. Gene Ontology annotation, molecular function: RNA binding; protein binding; phenylalanine-tRNA ligase activity. The transcript is spliced from 7 exons. NCBI's taxonomy places the organism in Eukaryota, Metazoa, Chordata, Actinopteri, Anguilliformes, Congridae. The record is from RefSeq and is a predicted model, not a curated record. Bases 45 to 1748 code for a protein of 567 amino acids.